Molecule: messenger RNA, 17487 nt
Organism: Xyrichtys novacula (pearly razorfish)
Lineage: Eukaryota; Metazoa; Chordata; Actinopteri; Labriformes; Labridae
Source: the annotation of a GenBank genome assembly
CCCCCACAUUCACUGAUAGAAGCCAGAUUCUCCAUCGCGAUAGCUACAGGCUGUGCACUAACCUCUGGAUUUCGCUUUAUGUUGCCAGGUAAGAACAUAAAAUACUUUCUCUAAAGGUUGUUUUUUGAUACAGAUGUUAACUUUGCUCUACCAGUGUAUGGUCUGUUUCCAUUCAAUGAUUAGUCACUAUAACACAGGAAGCUAACGUUAGCUGCUAUUGUGAAACUAGCCACCCUAACCCGAUAAAAGUGGCUUAUCUUUAAUUUCAGCACGCUUAAUUUGUAUUUGAUAGCAAAAUUGAUUGUCAUCAUAAAUGUUGGAGUUACCUUAUUCCCUGCAAACUGUUGAUUAAGGUUAGUGAUCCGAGUUUAAUGUCAGGCCAACUGCUGUGAUUGCUCAGUAGUUUGCUCCUUGUGUAAAUCUUGACAGUAAAGCACGUUGUCUUUACAAACUAAAACAAUUCAGGCUCAAAAAUGUCUGCUUACACUUGAAAAUGUGGUUGAAUUACUCUUCAGUUACUGGUAAGUUGUUUUUAUAUUUCUUCCAGUAAUCAACAAAUUUUGUCUUCCAGCUCAACUUCUGAUUGAAGGUGAGCUCAGACUGAAUGAUGAAUCUGGUACUGAGAUUGACGCAGACGUGUUUGAUGAGCUCAUAAAGUCGGGGACUCGAAACUUUGAGGUUGGAUACCGCCAGUGUGACGCUACAGGUAAAGGCUAUCAAACAAAUACUUACAAGGACUGACUCAGCUUUGGUUUGAUAUAUGUGCAAUUAUAUUUCUGUUUAUAUAGAAGAAACACUUUCUCAUUCCAGUUUAUUUUCAGGAAAACUGCUCUGAACAAAGUAUUUUAAUGGUAAAAUGAAGCCUCUUGAAGCAUUGAAGCUUUCCAUCCAAUUACUUGCCUCCUGGACCGAAGCUUCAUGAUUGCGCUUCAUUUGCUCUUUUGCGCCAUCAAGUGGACAGUAAAUGUAAAACAGGCAGAGUGAUAAACCAAAGACACCCCGAGACUUUGGUGCACGAAGCUUUGAAUUGAAUGAAUAAAUGGCUGUGAGGCCAUGUGUUUGUAAUACAAUACAAAAAUGAUAAAGUUAUUAACAUGGUGUCUGUCUUUAAGACACAGUUGCAGUGUCAAAUAGGGAAAAGAGGACAUAAAUUAUGGAGAGGGUUGUGAUGUGAAUGUGCUUGUGAUACUUAGUUUGUUGUUUGUACUUUUGUAAUGGGGAAAACAUAUAAAACAUAAACAUUUCAUUAGUUUUUAUUUAAAAACAACUUUUCAACAAGUCUCGAGUCUAUGGCUUGUGAGUGGGGGAGGACUCCAUUGCGUUACGCUGCCUGUCAAAUCAUCCGCCAAACCUGCUAACUGUUUCUUGAAUCAGUCACGUGCUACAGCCGGGUAGCGAGGCUUCAGACUUCAUCAUUUUAGACCCCUCCCCUACAUGAAGCAAGCCUCGAUACGCGCUUCGGGGAAAUACCUCAGCACUGAAGGACACAUCACUACUCAUAAGCAACCUGUAAAUGGACAUUGUGGCUGGGAUACUGAUAUGUCUGCUCUCCUGCAGCUGUUACAUCUCCUACCCCCUACAUCAAGAGGUUACAAAAAAGGCAAGAUAAGCUCAGCACAGGCAUCUUGUGAGAUUUGUCAAGGUAUGUACCAUUGGCUUUUCAUACCACCAAAUCAUUUGUUCUAGAGUUGUGAGAAGUUUUUCUUACAGGUUGAUGUGGGCUUGCAACGAUUGAUUUUAAACUUAAGUGUGUUACAUUCAUUAUGUUUUUCUGAAUCUGUUUUGUUCAAACAGCAAGGAGCCAGCCUCACAACAUUCCUGGACAAAGCAAGACAACCCUUUCUUCUUGGCAUCAGAGGUGAGAAGAAGAUCCAAAGGUUUUUCAUUCUUGUGGACAAAAAAGCGAUCCCAUGUCAUGCUCAGACUUGAUGUGCUGUUCAAAACUCACUAUGUCUUCAGCCUCUCGUAUGAUGAAGCUUUUCCCAGUUUCUACACUUUCAUUCAAACCACGGUUUACCACAUUGAUGUUGGAAAUGCAAAAGAGAGCCAAAGAGCCCAACUACGAGAUCAUGAAAAUGCCACCAGAUUAUGAAAGUAAGAGCACAGUUAGAUAAACAUUACAAGCGUGUUUACAAAUUCUGCACAAAAAGCGCAUCGUGGAAAUUGUUCAAAUGGCUGUUACAAUGGCGUCAGGUUACAAAGCUGAAAAAACUGUCUGAGAAUCUUCAAUUUUGCUUUGUAAAAUUGCGACACAAAAAAGUUGGUUUAAAGAAUAGUUAAAAUGCCUCCUGAUUGCAAAGGUCUUGAAAAAGUUUAAGUACGAUGUUCUUUGUUUGUAAAAAGCACUACAAAAGCUGUUCAGGUCUUUGCCAGCAUUUAAAACUUAUUUAUGGAUUAGAUCAAGCAAAAAACUUGAGUUUUAAAUGCAGAGAGCAAGGAUCUCUUUCAUCUUUUUGUACUUACAACAGCUUCUCAAUACUGGCCAACAGCACCUCAGUACUGGCCAUAGGCAACACCAUGAUAAGCAGGCCCUUACUAACCAGGGAGUCACCACAAAAGUAUAUUCUGAGGUGCAACUUUUAAGUGAUCAGCCCACAACGUCAGCACGUCCAUGUUGCACGUUCCUCCCGCUGUCACGACAAACUCACUUGAUAGAAUGUGUGGAUCUAUUGUUUCACACUUACAAGCUUCUGGUACGUCUCAAAGCACUGUCCACACAAUAGUUUGUUCGAUGGAGGAACUUGUUUGUGAUCUUCAAAAUCCAGCACAAGAAGCAGUUCUCCAAAUAUUUUCUUCUGAAGAAAAGGAGUAUGAAAUGUAUAAAAGAAAUUUAGCACAACUCAAGUCAAUGAGAUCAUCCUCUUUCAGCAUUUAAUACAGAGAAAAGGAGUCAAAAAUAUUAUGACGAAAAAUGGGAGAUAGUUGAACUAGUUAAAGAAUUUGUCCUUGGUGUGAAACCGGAUACACAGAGAGAUAUAAUUAUAGGUGUCUGUAGUCAAGUUCCUGUAACAGACAAGUACGUACAUGUACCUUAAUGUACACUAAUUGGGUACACUAAUAUCCAUUUUCAAAAACUGAGCUUAAAGAGAAACUGAAUGGAAAGGGGACAUACAGAGAUAUUAAUGAUGGGUUAUAUUUCCAAAAUCAUUCCCUGUUCUCAUGACAGAAACACACUCUACAAAUUUUGCUUUAUUACGGCAACUAUGAAACUGCCAACCCUUUAGGUUCAGCGAAAGGAGUCCAACUUCCUAUUGAAGAACCAUAAUUUGGCUCUGUAAUACAAGUAACAGGAGAUAAUCUGGCUUCAAAUAGCUUGCUUCAAUGAUUGUUGAAUCAUUCAGCUCAACACUUUGGUGUAGGUUUUGAUAGACAAAUAAGAAUGAAAUUCAGUCUUUAUUUAACAAAGAUGACCCUGGGUUAAUUCUGCUCUCCAGAGAGCUGCACAUUGAUUAUUGUAAUGCACUAAGAGAGGAUCCUACUCUACCUGCCAUUAAUGGUGUUAAAAAAAACUUGUGUGCUCAAUUCAUUCGAAUAUUUCCAUAGCACUGACAAUUUUGCAGUUGAUAUCAUGCAUGAUCUCUGAGAGGGUAUUGUACAGUAUGAACUGAAAUUGGUUUUUCAGUACAUGAUUAAAAAUGGCUACAUCUCUUUAAAUACGAGGUCCCAAGGGACCACUUUUGGCGAGUCCUCUAUUUUAAAAAACAUUAUGUGCAGGGGCGGUAGCAAACAAAAUCCCACUUCUACUACUACUACAACUACUACUAAUAUCACUUUAACUAGUACCUUCACUUCUACCUCAACUACUAUUGCUACUGUUAAUACUUUCUUUACUGCUAUUACAUCUACCACUAGCUCUACUACUUUGACACUUACUUUGUCUGUUCUAAAACUACUACUACUAUUAAUAUGACUACUAAUAUCACUACUACCACUACUUAUAAUCAUACACAUACUAGAACUACAACUUAACCUUAAGCCACAUGUCACUUUUCUGUGUUUAAAGAAAUUUUCCUCUUCAUACAAAAUUUGUGCAAUUGUAGACAUUUGUCAGCCUCUUUCAGCAUGAAUGCAAUUUCAAUUUAUGUAGUACAUACAUAGUAUUUGUCCAACCAUUUUCACAAUUAUUCAACUUCUAUUUCUUUUUCACCCCUUCAACAGCUUUAACAUUUAUACCUUUCUCCAUGUUUUAUUAGCAGUUUAGCAUUGCUUUUUCAGCUUUCAGCACUCAGCAUUUCCACGCAUUUUCUGCAAGGAAAUGCAAUUUUUCUAGUUAUUAUUAUUAUUCUUCCGUCCCUUUUUUGCAACGCUUCUCCUCCUUCAAACUUUGUCCGAUUUCAACCGUUCAAACUUUAAACUAUUCCACUCCUUCAGGACAUUAUGGGGUCUAUUUUUUACUUCUCUACCCCUUAUACUUUUUGAUAUUUUUGACUUUUUGUGCAAAAUUUUUCCCAUUGAAAUGAAUGGGGAAAUCUUCAAAUUCUACCUUUUACUCCUCCACCUUCUCAGCCUUAUAACUUCAGCAUACUUUCACCUACAGACCUCAUUUUUGCUUUAAAAUGUUCACAAUCCUCUCCUCUAAAUAUGCUGUAUUGACUUUUUUGUGCUAUCUCCUUCAGUUUUUCCACAAUUUAGCUUUAUGCACCUUGUGGUUUUCAGCAAAUUUUCAGGCUUAUAAUGGGUGUGUAUUGGAGAGUUUACAGUGAUGAUGUCAUCACUAGAGUGGACAGCUCCUCUCUGAUCGACAGAACCUCGCUCGAAUAUAUCGCUCCCACGCCCACAAAUCUCACUCCACAGCCAUAAAAAAUACAUCAAAAUGGAGGUAUAUGUGUCCUGCUUCUCACAAAAGAGGUUUCAAAUAAUUAAAUCGUACCCCUUGGCCAGCAGGUGACCAACUGUCCAAAAAAGGCGGAAAUCUCUCCCAUUGACCGUAAUGUUAUUUUUCUCCAAGAAAAUCCGGAUCAUCGCUCAGGCUCAGACUUUUUUAACUCGCUGUUGUGGCCUCAUUUUUCGAAGUACAGACAUGAAAAAGACAUCAUUGUGUUCAUGAAGGGCGGAGGAUUCGUACGAUGUUCUUAUUUUCAUUCUGUGACUUAAGGAAAUCACGCUAUGUGAAGAAGUUUAGAGCCUCUAAAUCCUCUGCAGUUCAGCUGCUUCUCAUUCAAACAGUAGGUCAGUGAUUUGCCUUUGAUCUCACAGCUGUUUAGGAUGCAGUCAUUAACGAGAGACACACACACACACACACACAUUCUUGUACUUGUUGCUUUAUGAGGUCUACCUUGCAGUUCAGCUGCUUGUACACACAGUUAAUAUGUGUCUGCUUCGCCACCUAUCUCCACCCACAAACUUUGAGCUACAGAAACCAUUCUGGGCUUCUAAAAUUCAGCUCAUUGAAGAUAUUAUGGGGUGUUUUGAGGAUUGUGAUAAUAAAUUGUGUUAAUGUGUUUAGCAGAGUCUUGUGUUCUCACAAGCUCCUUUUCAGGAAUAUAUACAAAGGAUGAGCGUCAGGGCCUACUUGGAGUCCUGUUUCCUUAGCUUCAAGCCUUCUUUCUCCUGCUAUAGUUAUGCAUCCAAGGUCCCCAUGGCAACCAAUUUGUGCACCUGGAGACACACAGCUGACUGGAAAGCUGCUUCUAGUGGCCAUAUGAGACACAUGAAGCCAGGCUCAGCACACAUAGCACUGGGGAUGACACUUAAAACCCUUUACUAGAGCGCUUGAAAAAACUUCAGCCCCUAUCUCCUCACAUGACCUUUGACCUACAGAAACCAUUCAGGGCUUUAAAAUUUGAGCUCAUUGAGGACAUUAUGGGGUGUAUUUAGGAUUUAUAUACAUUUAGAUUUUUCACAUUUUAAAGUCACUCAGUGAUGAUUUAUCAUUUAUUUUUUCAAACUAAUUGAAACUCAUUCAAACUGAUUCAAACCUUUGUAAUACUUAAAAACUUUCUGAUUCUUGAGGAUUUUUAAUUAUUUCAAUUUUCCCUGUUUGAAAUAAGUUUUAAUAUUUAUGCAUUACUCCAUCCUUCAAACAAAAUCCUACCUCAAGUACGACAACUACCGCUAAUGUCAAUUAAACUAGUACUAUCCCCUCUACUUCAACUGCUAUUGCUCCUAUUUCUACUUUCUCUACUGCUGCUAUUGCUACUAUUUCUACUUUGUCUACUACUUUAACUUAUACUUCUUUUAUCCUCAAUCUACUUCUACUGCUGACAUGACUACUAGUAUCACGACUUGACCUCUUAUCAUACUACUUCUAGUACUACAACUGAAACUUAUGCCACUUCUCACCUUCCUGCCUUUUAAGGCAGUUUCCUUCUUCAUUCAAACUUUGUGCAAUUUUAGACAUUUUUCUAGCCUCUUUCAGCAUGAAUAAAAUUUCCUUUUAUAGAGCAUAUUCAUACUAUUUGUCCCUCAACCAAUUAAACAGUUAUCCAACUCAUAUUUCUUUUUCAUUCCUUCAACAGCUUUAACAUUUAUACCUUUCUCCAUGUUUUACUAGCAGUUUAGCAUUGCUUUUUCAGCUUUCAGCACUCAGCAUUUCCACGCAUUUUCUGCAAGGAAAUGCAAUUUUUCUAGUUAAGUGGAAAUGCUGAUUAAGCAUUUCCACUUAUUGUUAUUCUCCUAUUUCUUUAUUAUUAUUAUUAUUAUUAUUAUUAUUCUUCCGUACCUUUUUUGCAACUUUUCAACUCCUUCAUACUUUGUCCGAUUUCAACCGUUCAACUUUUAAACUAUUCCUCUCCUUCAGGAAUAGUGCGGAUGUAUUUUUCACUUUUCAACCCCUUAUACUUUUUGAUAUUUUUGACUUUUUGUGCAAAAAAUUUUCCCAUUGAAAUGAAUGGGGAAAUCUUCAAAUUCUGCCUUUUACUCCUCCACCUUCUCAGCCUUAUAACUUCAGCAUACUUUCACCUAGAGACCUCAUUUUUGCUUCAAAAUGUUCACAAUCUUCUCCUCCAAAUAUGCUGUAUUGACUUUUUUGUGCUAUCUCCUACAGUUUUUCCACAAUUUAGCUUUAUGCAACUUGUGGUUUUCAGCAAAUUUCAAGCUUUAUAAUGGGUGUGUAUUGGAGAGUUUAGAGUGAUGAUGUCAUCAGCUAGAGUGCAGACCUCGUCUCUGAUCGACAGAACCUCGCUCGAAUAUAUCGCUCCCACGCCCACAAAUCUCACUCCACUGACACAAAUAAUACAUCAAAAUGGAGGUAUAUGUGUCCUGCUUCUCACAAAAGAGGUUUCAAAUCAUUAAAUCGUACCCCUUGGGCAGGAGGUGACCAACUGUCCAAAAAAGGCGGAAAUCUCUCCCAUUGACUGUAAUGUUAUUUUUCUCCAAGAAAAUCCGGAUCAUCGCUCAAGCUCAGACUUUUUUAACUCGCUGUUGUGGCCUCAUUUUUCGAAGUACAGACAUGAAAAACACAUCAUUGUGUUCAUGAAGGACGGAGGAUUCGUACGAUGUUCUUAUUUUCAUUCUGGGACUUAAGGAAAUCACGCUAUGUGAAGAAGUUCACAGGCUGAAAUUCACUGCAGUUCAGCACCUCUCAGUCAAACAGUAGGUCAGUGAUUUGCCCUUGAUCUCACAGCUGUUUAGGAUUCAGUCAUUAACGAGACACACACACACACACAUUCUUGUACUUGUUGCUUUUUGAGGUCCACCUUGCAGUUCAGCUGCUUGUACACACAGUUAAUAUGUGUCUGCUUCACCACCUAUCUCCACCCACAAACUUUGAGCUACAGAAACCAUUCUGGGCUUGAAAAAUUCAGCUCAUUGAAGAUAUUAUGGGGUGUUUUGAGGAUUGUGAUAAUAAAUUGUAUUAAUGUGUUCAGCAAAAUCUUGUGUUCUCACAAGCUCCUUAUGAAUAUAUACAGAGGGUGAGCGUCAGGGCCUACUUGGAGUCCUGUUUCCUUAGCUUCAAGCCUUCUUUCUCCUGCUAUAGUUAUGCAUCCAAGGUCCCCAUGGCAACCAAUUUGUGCACCUGGAGACACACAGCUGACUGGAAAGCUGCUUCUAGUGGCCAUAUGAGACACAUGAAGCCAGGCUCAGUACACAUAGCAAUUGGGAUGACACUUAAAACCCUUUCCUAGAGCGUUGGAAAAAACUUCAGCCCCUAUCUCCUCACAUGACCUUUGACCUACAGAAACCAUUCAGGGCUUUGAAAUUUAAGCUCAUUGAGGACAUUAUUGGGUGUAUUUAGGAUUGUUAUUCAUUUAAAUUUUUCACAUUUUAAAAGUCAGUCAGUGAUGAUUUAUCAUUUAAUUUUUCAAACUAAUUUAAACUCAUUCAAACUGAUUCAAACCUUUCUAAUACUUCAAAACUUUCUGAUACUUGAGGACUUUUGAUAAUUUAAAAUUUCCCUGUUUUAAAUUAGUUUUAAUAUUUAUGCAUUACUCCAUCAUUCAAACAAAAUCCUACCUCAAGUACGACAACUACUGCUAAUGUCAAUUAAACUAGAACUUUCCCCUCUACUUCAACUGCUAUUGCUCCUAUUUCUACUUUCUUUACUACUUUGAAUUAUACUUCUUUUAUUCUCAAUCUACUUCUACUGCUGACAUGACUACUAGUAUCACGACUUGACUUCUUAUCAUACUACUUCUAGUACUACAAUUUAAACUUAUGCCACUUCUCACCUUCCUGCCUUUUAAGGCAAUUUCCUUCUUCAUUCAAACUUUGUGCAAUUUGAGACAUUUUUCUAGCCUCUUUCAGCAUGAAUAAAAUUUCCUUUUAUAGAGCAUAUUCAUACUAUUUGUCCUUCAACCAAUUAAUCAAUUAUCCAACUUAUAUUUCUGUUCACCCCUUCAACAGCUUUAACAUUUAUACCUUUCUCCAUGUUUUAUUAGCAGUUUAGCAUUGCUUUGUUAGCUUUCAGCACUCAGCAUUUCCACGCAUUUUCUGCAAGGAAAUGCAAUUUUUCUAGUUAUUAUUAUUAUUCUUCCGUACCUUUUUUGCAACUUUUCAACUCCUCCAUACUUUGUCCGAUUUCAACCGUUCAACUUUUAAACUAUUCCUCUCCUUCAGGAAUAGUGCGGAUGUAUUUUUCACUUUUCAACCCCUUAUACUUUUUGAUAUUUUUGACUUUUUGUGCAAAAAAUUUUCCCAUUGAAAUGAAUGGGGAAAUCUUCAAAUUCUGCCUUUUACUCCUCCACCUUCUCAGCCUUAUAACUUCAGCAUACUUUCACCUAGAGACCUCAUUUUUGCUUCAAAAUGUUCACAAUCUUCUCCUCCAAAUAUGCUGUAGUGACUUUUUUGUGCUAUCUCCUACAGUUUUUCCACAAUUUAGCUUUAUGCAACUUGUGGUUUUCAGCAAAUUUCAAGCUUUAUAAUGGGUGUGUAUUGGAGAGUUUAGAGUGAUGAUGUCAUCAGCUAGAGUGCAGACCUCGUCUCUGAUCGACAGAACCUCGCUCGAAUAUAUCGCUCCCACGCCCACAAAUCUCACUCCACUGACACAAAUAAUACAUCAAAAUGGAGGUAUAUGUGUCCUGCUUCUCACAAAAGAGGUUUCAAAUCAUUAAAUCGUACCCCUUGGGCAGGAGGUGACCAACUGUCCAAAAAAAGGCGGAAAUCUCUCCCAUUGACUGUAAUGUUAUUUUUCUCCAAGAAAAUCCGGAUCAUCGCUCAAGCUCAGACUUUUUUAACUCGCUGUUGUGGCCUCAUUUUUCGAAGUACAGACAUGAAAAACACAUCAUUGUGUUCAUGAAGGACGGAGGAUUCGUACGAUGUUCUUAUUUUCAUUCUGGGACUUAAGGAAAUCACGCUAUGUGAAGAAGUUCACAGGCUGAAAUUCACUGCAGUUCAGCACCUCUCAGUCAAACAGUAGGUCAGUGAUUUGCCUUUGAUCUCACAGCUGUUUAGGAUGCAGUCAUUAACGAGACACACACACACACACGCACACACAUUCUUGUACUUGUUGCUUUUUGAGGUCCACCUUGCAGUUCAGCUGCUUGUACACACAGUUAAUAUGUGUCUGCUUCACCACCUAUCUCCACCCACAAACUUUGAGCUACAGAAACCAUUCUGGGCUUGAAAAAUUCAGCUCAUUGAAGAUAUUAUGGGGUGUUUUGAGGAUUGUGAUAAUAAAUUGUAUUAAUGUGUUCAGCAAAAUCUUGUGUUCUCACAAGCUCCUUAUGAAUAUAUACAGAGGGUGAGCGUCAGGGCCUACUUGGAGUCCUGUUUCCUUAGCUUCAAGCCUUCUUUCUCCUGCUAUAGUUAUGCAUCCAAGGUCCCCAUGGCAACCAAUUUGUGCACCUGGAGACACACAGCUGACUGGAAAGCUGCUUCUAGUGGCCAUAUGAGACACAUGAAGCCAGGCUCAGUACACAUAGCAAUUGGGAUGACACUUAAAACCCUUUCCUAGAGCGUUGGAAAAAACUUCAGCCCCUAUCUCCUCACAUGACCUUUGACCUACAGAAACCAUUCAGGGCUUUGAAAUUUAAGCUCAUUGAGGACAUUAUUGGGUGUAUUUAGGAUUGUUAUUCAUUUAAAUUUUUCACAUUUUAAAAGUCAGUCAGUGAUGAUUUAUCAUUUAAUUUUUCAAACUAAUUUAAACUCAUUCAAACUGAUUCAAACCUUUCUAAUACUUCAAAACUUUCUGAUACUUGAGGACUUUUGAUAAUUUAAAAUUUCCCUGUUUUAAAUUAGUUUUAAUAUUUAUGCAUUACUCCAUCAUUCAAACAAAAUCCUACCUCAAGUACGACAACUACUGCUAAUGUCAAUUAAACUAGAACUUUCCCCUCUACUUCAACUGCUAUUGCUCCUAUUUCUACUUUCUUUACUACUUUGAAUUAUACUUCUUUUAUUCUCAAUCUACUUCUACUGCUGACAUGACUACUAGUAUCACGACUUGACUUCUUAUCAUACUACUUCUAGUACUACAAUUUAAAAAAUCCGGAUCAUCGCUCAAGCUCAGACUUUUUUAACUCGCUGUUGUGGCCUCAUUUUUCGAAGUACAGACAUGAAAAACACAUCAUUGUGUUCAUGAAGGACGGAGGAUUCGUACGAUGUUCUUAUUUUCAUUCUGGGACUUAAGGAAAUCACGCUAUGUGAAGAAGUUCACAGGCUGAAAUUCACUGCAGUUCAGCACCUCUCAGUCAAACAGUAGGUCAGUGAUUUGCCUUUGAUCUCACAGCUGUUUAGGAUGCAGUCAUUAACGAGACACACACACACACACACACACACACAUUCUUGUACUUGUUGCUUUGUGAGGUCUACCUUGCAGUUCAGCUGCUUGUACACACAGUUAAUAUGUGUCUGCUUCGCCACCUAUCUCCACCCACAAACUUUGAGCCACAGAAACCAUUCUGGGCUUCAAAAAUUCAGCUCAUUCAAGAUAUUAUGGGGUGUUUUGAAGAUUGUGAUAAUAAAUUGUAUUAAUGUGUUCAGCAGAGUCUUGUGUUCUCACAAGCUCCUUAUGAAUAUAUACAGAGGAUGAGCGUCAGGGCCUACUUGGAGUCCUGUUUCCUUAGCUUUAAGCCUUCUUUCUCCUGCUAUAGUUAUGCAUCCAAGGUCCCCAUGGCAACCAACUUGUGCACCUGGAGACACACAGCUGACUGGAAAGCUGCUUCUAAUGGCCAUAUGAGACACAUGAAGCCAGGCUCAGUACACAUAGCACUGGGGAUGACACUUAAAACCCUUUCCUAGAGCGCUUGAAAAAACUUCAGCCCCUAUCUCCCACAUGACCAUUCAGGGCUUUAAAAUUUAAGCUCAUUGAGGACAUUAUGGGGUGUAUUUAGGAUUUAUAUUCAUUUAAAUUUUUCACAUUUUAAAGUCACUCAGUGAUGAUUUAUCAUUUAUUUUUUCAAACUAAUUGAAACUCAUUCAAACUGAUUCAAACCUUUCUAAUACUUCAAAACUUUCUGAUUCUUGAGGAUUUUUAAUUAUUUAAAUUUUCCCUGUUUGAAAUAAGUUUUAAUAUUUAUGCAUUACUCCAUCCUUCAAACAAAAUCCUACCUCAAGUACGACAACUACCGCUAAUGUCAAUUAAACUAGUACUAUCCCCUCUACUUCAACUGCUAUUGCUCCUAUUUCUACUUUCUCUACUAUUGUGACUUAUACUUCUUUUAUUCUCAAACUACUUCUACUGCUGACAUGACUACUAGUAUCACGACUUGACCUCCUAUACUACUUCUAGUACUACAACUUAAACUUAUGCCACUUUUCAACUUCCUGCCUUUUAAGGCAGUUUCCUUCUUCAUUCAAACUUUGUGCAAUUGUCGACAUUUUUCUAGCCUCUUUCAGCAUGAAUAAAAUUUCCUUUUAUAGAGCAUAUUCAUACUAUUUGUCCUUCAACCAAUUUAACAGUUAUCCAACUUAUAUUUCUUUCUCACUCCUUCAACAGCUUUAACAUUUAUACCUUUCUCCAUGUUUUAUUAGCAGUUUAGCAUUGCUUUGUUAGCUUUCAGCACUCAGCAUUUCCACGCAUUUUCUGCAAGGAAAUGCAAUUUUUCUAGUUUUGUUUUGUAAUUUUUGUAGAUAACCAGACGAACAUCGCUUAAAAAGCAAUUUCUUUUAAAAUUGAUUGAUAAGUAAAACGAAAAAUAUCUAAAUUUUCUUUCUUUUUUUUUGACUCUUUUUUUUUUUUGACUCUUUUUUUUUUUUUGUGCUAGCCCCUCCCCACCUCUUGCCUGUAGCUUCAACCGGCCUUAACCCUUUCCGGAAAUAAAUACCGCCCUCUGGCUGUCGCCCAAAUUUUUUCAUAGCCUAUAUAUUUGUUUGUUUGUUUGUUUGUUUGUUUUUAUUUCAGUAUGUUCAAUUGCUGUUUAUUAUUUAUCUCCAUAUUUUUUUCCUUUUUCCUUUUCCUUUAAACCCUCUAAGCAAAGGAGUUUUGACCCUAGACUGUAUUGAACCCCUAAUCUCAAUCAGCAAUAAUAUACCCCCAAAAUGGUCUCAAGCAUUUAGAAAGUAAACAAUUUACUAAAUAAUAUGAAUUUUAGCAGUGGUAAUAGUUUGCACUUUCAAAAUGUUUUUAAACUUCCCACUCCAUUUUUGAAUUAUAUAUUUUUAAAAGUUUUUCUACUUGAAGUUCUUGACUAAAACUUGAGGGAACCCACCAAAGAAAAUAACAAUAAAGAGCACCACACCUACAUUAAACAAACUUACAAGAUAGCUCAGUGUUUUCAAGAGAGAUUUGUAAAAUCUCAGAUUAGUCAAUCGGAGAUCAGCAUUAAAAGUAAACAAUGUCAAUGUCUGACUUUUGAUUGGUUAUGUAAGCCUCUGACUGAAUGAAGGUAGUUAAUGAGUGAUGCAUACUAAAAGGUACAUGUCACCUUUGACUGACAUAACACUGCACCUCUUAGCAGGCAUUACUAAUCAACUACAGCUUACUGUAUUAUUACAGGUUUAAUAGAGAAAUGGAAAAUAAAGCAGAUUACACUACUGCACGUUUUGCACCAAUAAUACCAUACACAGCAGUAUAUGGUGGCAUUACACAAAGUGGACUGGCACGUGCUGCCAUCUUGCUGGUUUCAUACUGUUGGUCACAUUAAAUCACUGACCUUCUUGCAUAUGCUGCCGAUCCACUGGCUUAUGUCAUGACAUGCUGCCGCUUCUCUGUCUCACUGUUGCAAUAUUUUGCUUGCCCACGACCACAACUUAUCUUUUCAGAUUGAAAUUUGUAUUUGAGGUCUGACAAAGUCACAUUUUUAAAGGUGACUGGAUCAAUGGAGAACAUCAGACGCAACAGCAGUGUGAAAAUACUGAAAAAACGUUUAGUACCUUUCCCUUGCGUCACAUGAUGGAAAUGCAGCGUCCUGUCAUUACAGCAGCUCUUUGUGAGCAAAUCAUUUCACAUGCAAAUGUUUCCCUCUGAUUCUUUUUGAUUCAGCUCUCCACAGUAGCUGCGGGUCAGUCUGCACAUAACAUAAGGGCUGUUCAGGUCUAAUAGCCUUUCAGGCUUAAUUGUCCCGGGUCUUCUCUUGCUUUUAGAAGCACCUGUGCGUGGAUCAAAGCACCACAUGUGUGUCAGCUUUGUUUCAAGUGGGUGUCCUUACAGCGCACAGAUUGUCAAGUAAUUGCCUCUCUAGAAAUUUCUAUAGCUGCAGUGUUGAAAUAGGAGCUCAGUGUUUACGGAAACAGAGCAAAGUAAGUAAAGAUCAUGAAAGGGUUUAAUAGCAGGGAAAUUAUCCUAGAAGAUGAAAAAGAGAUCUGACUGAUUCUUGUCAAAAUGAAUUUACCCUCUGACUUUUUGAACAUGUCUGUAUAUUUUGAUGUUUGGUAUAUUUCAUUCAUAUUUCUACAAAAUCCAAUUUUUUUUAAGGUGCUUUAGAAAAAUGGCCGUUUGACUUCUGACCAGUGUUUGACAAGAUUGGUCAAACCAAGGAAUUAGGUGUGGUAAACAUGAGGGACACAUCUCAAAACUCAGAGGUUAUCUCUGCUAAACAGGUCUACAAUAUUUGUUUACUAAAUCCAGAAAAGUUUUACACUGUACAUUUUUGGACAAUUUUUUAAAUAACUUAAGCAGGUAGCUAAACAGAGAGACAGUAUUCAAAUCUGCUGAAUUCAAUCUUUUUCAUGCCAUAUUCAGAUAUAGUUCAGGAUUUUAGGGUGGCCAUGGCAACCCCUUGGCCACAUUCUAGUUGCCCAAUUUCUCCCGGCCACAAUCUUUUGUGACUCAUUUGACUUUUGACCCCUGAAGUGUCCUGUUUAAUAAAUCCAGUGCGUCAGUAAUCCACAGAGUCAAUUGGCUGGCUGUUAAAGCUCUUCCUUCAAAGCAGACAGUCAUAUUUACAAAGCAUUGUUCAAAGACUCCUGCCCGGGCCCCAGCUUAUAUCAAAGAACGUCACAAGGUCACAAACAAGUACCAGGGGGAUAUUUUUAGGCCGAUACCAGUUCAGAUGUCCAAUAAAAAUGUAGAUGAAAGCUGACUAUCUGGCUUUUCUUACAGUUCAACCUGGUAGCCUGAGUAAAUCCUAGAGUGUGUUCAUGUUUAUGAUUACACAAAUGGUUUAAUACAAGUCCGUUUAUACCAAUCUAAAAUUUGACUUAUUUAUACUGAAUCUGAAUACCACAUAUUUCUAAAUUAGCAUUUAAAGAAGAUUUCUAAUGUAAAAAAGACAAGUGCUUCAUUAUGUAGAAAGGGGAGGGGUCUAUCAGCACAGGGUGUAGACGUAUAAAUGCAGCCAUAGAGCCGUCAGAGUGGACAGAAGACUCUAAAACCUGCUGGUGUGCAUUUGUAUUUUGUGUUUCUAGCUUUAUCAGACCCUUUUCUAGAGGGAAAAAUAAUCAGCGUGUUUUUCUUAAGUCAAGAGAUGGAUAACUGGAAGCUCCAGCUUGCUGUUGUGGCUUUUUCUGCUUUGAUACAAACUCACAUGGCUUUGCCUGUGGAGGAGGAGGGAGGGUUAGCUGAGCACUGGCAGGUGAGCACACAAAAUGUUCUCAAUUGCAAUGUGAGAGGAUGAAUAAUUGUAGGUUUUUACAGAAAAUUAAAUAUGAAGGUGUUACAGGAAAUCUAGGAAAUAUGUUCAAACCCGAAAAUAGAUGAACUCCUGGUUUCAUAACCUAAGUGCAAUAAAAUAAUAUAAAAUAAUAAAAAUAUAUUUUUUUUAAAACAGUUUUAUUUUUUUGUUUUCGUCAGGAUGAGUCAAUGGAUUCGGGGUUGUCCCACCCAAUGGCCAGUCUGAUGAAAAGAGCGAAAGCUCUCCGCUUCUAUGGACUCAUGGGGAAACGCUCCGAAGGUCUCUGAAUUAAUUUUACUUUUUUCUCUUUUUAAGAGAUUUUUAAAUGCUUAUGUCAGGGUUAUUGUUCAAUACUUGCACGUUACUGGUAUAGAUAACAGUUUGCCUGUUACUGCUUAAUUUUUGUCUUUUUUUCUCACAGGUGUAAAGAAACCUUUCAAAGUUGACAGACGUGAGUGGCUUGAUGCUGCUGUGUACUUGUUUAAAAUGAUGCUGCUUAAAAACACUUAACUUAUGUUAUUUUUAUGGCAGCAUCAUUAUUAUCAACCAUAAAGCUGCUUCUUUACAUUUGUAGGGAAUAAAGGAGAGAUGUUUGUGGGUCUGAUGGGGAGAAGCAUUUCCAGUGACAGUAAGCAGAAAAUCAACUCAUUUCAAAAUAUCAAAGCAGCUUUAUUGAUAUUAAAAUAUCAAAUUGCUAAUACACAUUAAAACAUCUAUGAUUAAAGAGUAAAAUGUAAAUACAGUCAAAUGUGAUGUUCAGAUUUUCUGGUUUUCACAGAACUUUUAACCCGAGUGUUUGCAUCUGCAACAACCACUGCGCCUGAUGUUUUGGAGGAACCACACGAGCAAGGUAAGAUUGUAUCAGUACAAAGACCUGAGGUUGUUUUAUUUCUAUGUGCAUUCUUACAGUGGUACCUUGUCAUUUAUCCUCAUUUAUUCUCAGAAAAGUAAAACAAUCUGAAUAAUGCACUGUUGUUUGGCAGGUUUGUCAGAGGAAUGGGUCCAAAUCCUGUAUUGAUGGAGCUGGAGAAAAAAAAAUACAUUAUUGUUUCAUCUAUACAAUUAAACACCAACCAAAGACGUCACCAUACAUCAUUUCUCAGAUUACACUCAGCUUACAGAUUCAUUUCAUGCUAACAGUUACUGUUGUAAUGGAAAGAAAAAAAACAGCCUGUAAAUGCUGCCAAGUGCAGAUAUGUGGGUUUUUGUUUUCUUUUUUUUUUUGCAUGAGAAAAGCAAAACAUUCAUGUUUAUCCAACACACUGGACUGUUUCACAUUCAAAGCUUAGUAGAAGCUGUUUUAAAAACAAAUAUGAAAAAAAGUCUCUCUGGUGGAGAUGAUGUUUCAGCGCAAAAUCAUCAGACUGGAAACAUAUGGAGUCUAAAAUACAAAGUAAAAUAUAAAAGUAAAAAAAAGUUCUGAGACAAAAGCAAAGGAGGAGAAAAAAAAAAAAGAAAGAAAGAGCACUGGUCUUCAUUGACAGUUUUAUGGAUCGAGGCUACUUGUGGCUGGUGAGGCUGGAGGUGAAUUAGUUCAGUAGCCUGAGGUUCUUAGUGCUCAUGUCCCUUUGGGAGGGGUCCAUUUCAGUGAGCUUGGGUCAAUGGUUUUAUUGCUAUUGCCUCUCUUGAUCUCCUUUGCUUUCCACUCAUCAAUCAGGUCCUAGAGGGAGGAAAUUACAGUCAGUUUUGGAAUAGGAAAAUUGCAUUGGGAUAAGGUUCAAUGAGCAAACAUUGCUCAUACAGUGGACACUAGGAAGCUCCAACAAUUACAUGUGUUUGACCUGUUAAAACAUAUUCAUCAUAUAUUUAAUCAUUUAUACUCAUGAAGGUGUGAAUAUUCUGAAAAGUUAUUUAAAUCAUAAACACUGGCUACACUAAAACUGCUCAAAGAGUCAAUAGUAACAUAUCAGGUGAAAUCUGACCUGUCGCUUUAACACCAGGUGCUUUCCCUUCCAAUACUUCAGCAUCUGAAGAGACUGCAGGGUGCUCACGAUGUCCACCGGAUUGACAGCAGUCUCCUGACUGAUCUCUGUGCAUCACAUAUUACAACAGUUAUAUGUUUUGUUUCUGCAUGUGUGUUAGUACAUCUUUGUGUUAAUAAAAUUUUCUCAUGAGCAAA